Yarrowia lipolytica CLIB122 is the source of this 2244-nucleotide messenger RNA. RefSeq lists its product as uncharacterized. Gene Ontology annotation, molecular function: carnitine O-acetyltransferase activity. NCBI's taxonomy places the organism in Eukaryota, Fungi, Ascomycota, Dipodascomycetes, Dipodascales. Gene Ontology annotation, biological process: carnitine metabolic process. Gene Ontology annotation, cellular component: mitochondrion. The record is from RefSeq and is a predicted model, not a curated record.
AUGAGCGACAGCACCUUUGCUCACCAGGAGUCGCUGCCCAAGCUGCCCAUUCCCGACCUCAAAGACACAUGUGACAAUUAUCUGGAGGCACUGCGACCGCUGCAAACGGCCCACGAGCAUGAACGAACAGAAAGAGCUGUCCACGAGUUUCUCAACACCAGCGGACCCAUUCUCCAGGAGGAGCUCAAGCAGUACGGAAAGCCCCGAUCGUCAUACAUUGAGCAGUUUUGGUACGAUUCGUAUCUCAACUAUGACUCCCCCCUCGUUCUCAACCUCAACCCCUUCUUCCUCAUUGAAGAUGACCCCACCCCGGUUCAACAGAGCCAGGUCGAUCGAGCAGCUACAUUAACCACAUCUUCUCUGCGGUUCAUCCGAGCCCUCCGACGAGAGGAGCUGCCCCCAGAUAACGUCCGAGGCACAAAGCUCUGCAUGUACCAGUACUCGCGACUGUUUGCCAGUGCCCGAAUCCCCUCUGCAAAUGGCUGUGUCAUGCAGUCUGACUCCACCUCCAAGCAUAUUGUUGUGCUCUGCCGAUCGCAGUUCUACUGGUUUGACGUGUUGGACGACAACAACGACCUCAUCAUGGUGGAAAAGGAUAUCGCGCUCAACUUUGAGACUAUCAUCCAGGACGCAGAGGGUACUCCUAUCACUGAGAUUGCAAAGGGAGCCGUCGGAGUGCUCACCACAGAAAACCGACGUGUCUGGGCUUCUAUCAGAGACCAGAUGAACCGUGCCACCGACUCUUCCAACUACGAGUGUCUCAAACUCAUUGACUCUGCUCUGUUUGUCGUCUGUUUGGAUCACGCAGCCCCCGAGUCUCUUUCAGAUCUCACCCGAAACGCCCUUUGUGGUCUUUCAGAGCUCCAGAAGGGUGUCCAGGUCGGAACAUGCACGAACAGAUGGUACGAUAAGCUGCAAAUUAUCGUCACUCAGAAUGCAAAGGCCGGGGUGACUUUCGAGCAUACUGGUGUCGAUGGUCACACCGUGCUGCGGUUUGUGUCCGACAUUUACACCGACUCCAUUCUGCGGUUUGCUAACACCAUUUCUGGAGCUGCUCCUUCUCUUUGGAAGACAGUUUCUCCUGACCCAGCGAAGCGAGAUCCAGCUUCGUUCGGUAACGUGUCUACCACUCCUCGAAAGCUCGAGUGGUCCAUUGGCCCCGAGCUCCAAACUGCUCUACGUUUUGCCGAGACCCGGAACUCCGAUCUCAUCCACCAGAACGAGUUUGAGUGUCUUUCUUUCAACCACUACGGAAAGAAAGCCAUCUGUGAGAUGGGCUGUUCUCCUGACGCCUUUGUUCAGAUGGUCUUCCAGGCUGCCUACUACGUUCUUUACGGACGUGUGGAAUGCACUUACGAGCCCGCUAUGACCAAAACCUUUUUGCAUGGCCGAACCGAGUCCAUUCGGUCAGUAACAAAGGAGUCGUCUGAGUUCUGCCGAAAGUUCUGCGAGGACCUUCCUGCUGAAACCAAGCUGGAGUACCUACGAAAGGCUUGCCAGCAGCACACCAAGAAUACUAAGAAGUCCUCUCAAGGUCUUGGACAGGAUCGUCAUCUUUACGCUCUUCUGUGCAUCUGGAGACGAUAUCUUGAGGAGUCUGAUGACAACGACUCAACCACCUCUCAGACCUCCAUUGGUUCUCAGACUGCAGUUGAUAUUGGAGACGAGAUGACUCCCAUCACUGGUCUAGGAGACGUGCAUCUUCCCAAGGCUGGUGGAUCCAUUCCCAGCAUCUUCUCUGAUCCCGGAUGGGACAAGCUGAACAACACCAUUCUGUCGACUUCCAACUGUGGUAACCCUGCUCUCAAGCUGUUCGGAUUCGGUCCCACUUCUCCCGAUGGAUACGGUCUUGGUUACAUCAUCAAGGAUGACUCCAUCACCAUCUGUGCAUCUUCUAAGCAUCGACAGACUGCUCGUUUCCUCGAGACUCUGUCCACUGUCAUGAUGGAGAUCCGUCUCCUGUUUCGAGAGGUCGCCAAGGCCAAGGCCCAGCGACCUGCUGGUGCUUCUCGAGCUCGGUCUUGUGAACGAGUUCCUCAGGUACAUACCACCAAGCAAGUUCACUUUGGCCGAACUCUUCCCCGGUCCAGGAAGCCCUCCGAGACAGAGAUCUACGACGAGGAGAUGUCUUAUCUUCUUGGAGGUUACGGAUACUUUGACAUGGCGGACUUUGAGAACGCGGCUGAUACCGAGCGGCUGGGACGCAAGGAGAUUGGUAGAAAGCUCAGACUGGCUGAGUAUUAA